Messenger RNA from Cladocopium goreaui, 2910 nucleotides. The record is from the annotation of a GenBank genome assembly. NCBI's taxonomy places the organism in Eukaryota, Dinophyceae, Suessiales, Symbiodiniaceae.
AUGGCGUCCCUCCUGGAUUCUGAAGCACAAUUUAUUCAGAGGACUUUGGAUCUCAAACUGUCUGAUGAACUGAAGAGGAGCCUUAAGACUGCAAACUUACAAACGUUUGGAACACUGGCUUACGCACAUGGACAGCCGGGUCAGAACAUUGUGGAUUCAGCUUUUGAGACGUGGCUUACUUCAAACAUUUUGACAGGUGCGAGUGUUGCUGACAUCGCAGGUGCCAAAAGGCUUUUAUUCGAGUCACAGACCAUGGUUCUUGCUGCCUUGCAGGAUUCUGUGAAUGCCCCUGACAGUUCAUCAAUUAAGAAGGUGCCCAAUGCUGAGCGUGAGACCAAAAUGAGGACACAUGAAGUGCUGACGCAGAAGAGCCCGUCAAAAAUGCUGGAUAUCUCAUCGGAGAGUUUGAUUAUUAAAGAAAAGACCGAAGUCCAGGAUAUGGUUGUAUCUUCGGCGUUGCAAGUCCAAGAGUCUCUGCAGCGCAGAGGCCUGGCCCUGGUCUUCGCGGACCUGGUUCAACAUGCAAAUUAUACCAGGUACCUCACUACGUUGUUCUCACAUUUGCACAGGGAGCCCCCUGCAGGGUAUAGCCGAUGCUCAGUGAGUCAGAUCGUGGCCGCCGACAAAUUGGUGUGGCAGGCUUUGUUGGAGGAAGGGGUGCAACCAAAGAGAGAUGAUGCAGGUGUGUUGGCAUUGGACACCAAGUUGCUCAGCACUUUGGAGAGCUAUCGAGUUUCAUUCAGUUUGCUUCCUUUGAUUGCCAAAAAGGAAGGUCCAGGGAACAUCCAGAAGAAGAACAAACCGCAGCAGCCUUGGUCGAGCGGAAAGGGUGCAGUGGCCACCACACAGGUGUCUCCCCGUCAGCCCAUAAUCCAUGCAGUGAGCGUGUUGGCAGAGAUGAACAAUUUUCCGCAGUUCUCCGAGACCCAGAGAAUUCUUGUGAGUCUGAAGGAGCUUGGUUUGGUUGAAUCCUUCGGAGUUGAUCACGAUGUUGACAAGGCGAUUGCAACUGUGAAGAAAUUGGAUUUGGCCGACUGGUUUAGCAAAUGGACAGCCAGGGCAAAGGAGCUUCGACCAGCAGAGAUGGAGAUGAAAGCGAGCAUGCCUGAACACAUAGCAAAUAUUUUGAAGCCAAAGCGGCUGCUUCUCUGGAAAGAAAUUUUGCUGGAUUUGGGAUAUCCAGAUGCAGAUGUGGUGUCAGAAUUGGCAAACGGUACUGAGCUUGUAGGGGAAGUUCCCACCUAUGGCAUCUUUGAGAAAACUUUCAAGCCAGCAGAAACAACGGUGGACAGUUUGUGCAAGGAGGCGAAAUCGAUCAAGCAGAAGCACUACCAUAGCUGCAGUGCGACCUUGUCUGGAGCUCUGUUUGAGAAAGCCUUGUCGGUUGUAACUGAUCAGAAUUUCUUGGAGAAACGACAGGAAGAUCUGGAUUUGGCAGUGGACAAAUGGUUCAGCAUCAUCAGGAUCAACCUUUUGGGGUCGGAGGUAGGCCAAACCAUCAUUGGACAUGGAGGCAACAUUCAAGAGCAAAAAUUGGGCGCCUAUGAAACGAUCGAAGCAAUCAUCGGUGUCAGAUCCAGGACAACAGCCAUAUCAAGGGCAAAUGCAUUGCUGAAUUUUUUCAGGUGGAGAGCAGACUUCACUGAGGAUGACGGCAAGCCGGUGACCGAGCAAGCCGCAUGGAGCUAUGUGGCAAAGCUCAGAGCAGAUGGGGCUGCACCCACAAGGGCUUCAAGUUUUUUGGCUGCUUGUGGAUAUGCGUUGCAUGUGUUUGGAUUCAAAGAUUUUGACAGCGUGUACAACAGCAGGAGAGUGAGAGGGCUUGCAGAGAUCAUGCACUCUGGAAAAAACCCACUCAAACAGGCAAAGGUUCUUUCAGUUGCGCAGGUUGUUGCAUUGCACAGUUUAAUGGAGAACAAGGCGGCAAAUUUCAUUGACAGGGCGCUUGCAGCCUAUGCUCUCCUGGCCCUGUACGGCAGAUGUCGACACAGUGACCUGGCGUUUGUAGAGUGUGUGAUGCACGAUUUUGACUGGAAAGGUGGCUUCGUGGAAGUUUGGGUGCAGGAGGCCAUUGAAGCUUUUUCAGCUUGUGGUUUGAAUCUGGACGGCUCGAUCCAGGGACCGCUCUUUAGGCCCCCCAUGGCGGCCGGUGGAGGGCUGUGCAAACGGGGCUUGACUUCGUCAGAAGUUACAAAGUUUUUGAGACUACUCUUUGAGUGCAAUGACAACAAUGUUGACGGGCCCCGGGUGUCGUCGCAUAGCCUCAAAGCUACUGCACUGUCAUGGGCCUCAAAAUUUGGACUGCCCAUUCCCGACAAAGCAAUCUUGGGAAGACAUGCCAGCGCGACCACAGAAGCCCAUGCGAUAUAUUCGCGUGACCUUUCGGUAGCAUCUGUGAUGAAAUUGCAAGACAUCAUUUUGCGGAUUUCGCGCUUGGAGUUUCAACCGGACAAUCCCCGCAGGGGGUACUUUGCUGAGGAAAAUGCACCUUGCGCAGAGCCAGAUGCCAUUGAGGUGGUGAAGGUCGAAGAGGAUUCACCUGCCCAGGAGGUCGUUGAGAAUGAGAAAGAAAUGGACAGAGAGACCAUCUCUGAUCACCAGAGUUCAAGUGGCUCUUCAUCUGAGGAGUCAUCAAGCUCGGAUGAGGAGGUAAGACCGCCUCCAUCUAAGUGUUAUAGGCACACGGCCAAGGACCAUCUGGCGGGCCGCUUUGUGAGCCACAAAACAUCGAAGUUGGUCCACUACAAGGACUCUGUGGUGGGUGAAUCGAAAGCUGUGGGCAAGGCCAUCUUGUCAUGCGGCCGGGUGCUGAACUCAAACUAUGACAUUGUCGUACAUUUCGACACAGUAGCACUUUGUAGAAGAUGCAAGGUGAAUGCAGUCAAAGACGGAUUGCUGCCGCCAGUUUAA